AUGUCUCUGGAGACUGCCCAGCAUAAUGAACUCCAAGCUUUCAUCAACUUCUUCACGACGUUCGAGUUAUCACGCCCUUUGAACGGGGUCGACGACCUCAACGAUGGCGCUAUCCUAUUCGACAUCCUAUCUCUCGCAGAUGGCACCUACUUCCGGCCAACAAGCAAACCCUCCUCACAGCCGUCUGACAACUGGGUCCUGCGGUUCAGUUCUCUCAAACGACUGUACAGGCUCAUGUCCCAGUACUUCCCUGACGUUCUCCAGAAAUCCAUCGCAAAUCUUGAAGUCCCAAACCUCCAAGCGAUCGCCAAAGACAGCGAUCCCGGGGCAAUUCUCGCUCUGUGUAGAUUGACAGUGGUGAUCGGGGUGCAAUGCGAGAAAAACAAGGAGUUUAUUGGCAAGAUCCAGGAGCUGAGCCAGGCGGACCAGCACUGUCUUAUGAAGGCCAUUGAACAGGUGAUGGGGAACAUUGGUACUGGGAAUGUCAGUGACAUUAGUGAAGCUACUAUGACAGAAGACGACCACUACUAUCAAAUCCAGUCUGAACGGAGUCAAGUGUUUGCCGAAAAAGCCAAUUUGGAAAAGCUGUACCAUGCCCUCGUCGAAGCCCACCAGAAACUCGAAGCCAAGCAAGAAGACCUGGUCUCCGAACGCGACGACGCCCUCUCCCAAUUACAGGAACUGCGAAGCGAACGAGACAGUGGUCGACGGAACGAGAAAUCUGAUGUGCACCUUCGAGCUGAAUUGGACAGGGAGGGUGUCAGCCAGAAGAGUGAAGAAAACCUCUCGAUAGCCGAGUCCGAGCUGGACAAGAAUGUAAAGAUGGUGGAGGAGUUGACACGGACAGUCGACGAACUCCAAGCCCAGGCGGAUGAAGCCGCAAAGCUGAAGGAUAGGCUGGACGAGUACAAACACGCUGCGGAGAAGUUGCAGAAGACUGAGAACGUCAUGGAGAAGUACAAGAAGAAGCUCCAGGAAAAGGCAGAUCUCAAGAACCAACUUAGGGCCCUGGAAACCCAGAACGCCGACCUGGUCAACAAGAAUGCGGCAAUUGAAGAAGAAUACCGAAAGGUCGCGGCGUUCAAACCUCUCAUGGAGUCCUACAAGAACCAAAUCGCCGAGCUGGAAGCCAAGAACGCUUCUCGAGCGCAUGAAAUCGAAGGUCUCAGGUUUGAGCUCGACCAAACCCGUACAAAGCUCAGGAUAACGACGGAGGAACGUGCCAAAGAUGCAGAAGCGCUCGAACUCUACCAAGAGCGUGUCCGGGAGCUGGAACUGACGGCCAACAGCCGACCUCCUCCACCCAAGACCUCUGUUCGCGAUCCUCCUGAUUCUGCGGUCUCAGAAGACUUCGCUCCUGAAGCGCUCGCCAGCCCUUCUGUCGACACAGACUAUAUCGAGCAGGGUCUCAGCGGGGAACUCGACGAUGCUCUAACAGGCCGAACGAUGACUGAUCUCAAGUUGCAAAUCAAGAGACUCGAAAGAGAGUUGGAGCGGGCAAAGAAGAACGAGGCAGAUAGCAGCCGGAUUCUCGUCUUGGAAAACUUGUUGGAGGAUGCUAACCGAGGGAAGUCGCGGAUUGAGGCUGAUUACCUGAAUGAACAUCGCAAGACGUUGGUGUUGCAGCGUCAGUUAGAUGAGAUUCGGGAAGGCAAGUCUAUCAGUGAUGGACCCGAAGUUGCCAUUGCUCUGCGACAACGACUCAAUGAGACUGUCGAGCAGCUGGAAACCCUGCAGAAGGAGCAUGCCGAGUUGGAAGUCAAGUUCGACACGAUGAAUCGCGAACUGAUCAUUGCCAAGUCUGAUCUUACACUGGUGAACAAGGACCAGCUAGAUAUCCUCACGUCUUUGCGAGAAUCUGUGAACGAAGACAAGGCGGAAUUGGAAGCAGAGAACGAGAAACAGAAGAAGCAAAUUCGGGAGUUGGUAGAGAAGAACCACAUGCAGCUCGAGCAGAUCAAUGGUCUCCUCAUGGACAAGAUGUCUCUGCAAACGGAAGGCAUUGGGCAGAGAGAGAAACUCCUCCAGCGAGACUUUGGUGACGCUAACGCUUGGAUGUCCGCACUGCCGACUGGAAAGGAGAUUCCAGAAGAGUUUAAGCAAAGGUGGUUGUCGAUCCACGAAGAGUGUGUAACGAUGAAAGAAACUAUCAAGACUCUGAAUGAGAAACUCGCCAAGGCCAAACAGGUUCUCAAGACUCAAGACGCCUUGCUAAAGGAGGCUCAAGCCAACCCCUUGGCGAGAGCUGGUACUUCCGGGGAAGCCGAGGCUAACUUCCGAGCGGAAAUCAAGCAGCGGGACGAGGAAAUUGCGCAAAUAAAGGUGCAAUUGAGAGAAGCGCAAACGCGGUACAUGCGGGAACAGGAGUUGAUGAUCAGCUAUAUCCAUAACAUUGGAAUGAGGAACGUCCGCCAGCAUCUCAGUGCUCCACACAAUACCGAGAAGACUAGCUUUUUAGGCGCCCAUCGGAGUGCGAACAGUCAUGUCUUGCGACGGCAGUAG
This is a messenger RNA of Coprinopsis cinerea okayama7#130, 2502 nucleotides long. RefSeq lists its product as hypothetical. Gene Ontology annotation, biological process: cytoskeleton-dependent intracellular transport; cytoplasmic microtubule organization. The record is from RefSeq and is a predicted model, not a curated record. Lineage: Eukaryota; Fungi; Basidiomycota; Agaricomycetes; Agaricales; Psathyrellaceae. Bases 1 to 2502 code for a protein of 833 amino acids. The transcript is spliced from 14 exons. Gene Ontology annotation, molecular function: dynein light intermediate chain binding; microtubule binding. Gene Ontology annotation, cellular component: cytoplasm; centrosome.